AUGGCAGAGAUAGAGGUGCAAAUUCAGACAACACAACACCACCACCCUACCAUUUUUAAGAAAGCUAAAAGUCCUGUUACUGUGAGGUUUGAGGAUGUUGUUUACAAGAUUAAAACCAAGAAAGGAGGAAUCCUAAAGAAGAAGUCAAAAAUUGAAGAGAAAACAAUAUUGAAGGGAGUCACAGGCAUGGUCCUGCCUGGUGAAAUGUUGGCCAUGCUAGGCCCUUCUGGCAGUGGCAAAACAACUCUCCUCACUGCAUUGGGUGGCCGACUUGGAGGCCAUAUCAGUGGAAGCAUAACAUACAAUGGCAAGCCUUUUUCGAACCAAUUGAAGCGGAACACUGGAUUUGUCACUCAAGAUGAUGUCCUGUAUCCUCAUCUGACCGUGACUGAAACACUAGUAUUCACUGCUCUUCUCAGGUUACCCAAUACUCUCACUAACCAAGAAAAGGUCACACAUGCAGAGUCUGUGAUCACUCAACUUGGAUUGACCAGGUGCAAGAACAGCAUUGUAGGGAGUCAAUUCCUAAGAGGGGUCUCAGGAGGUGAGAGAAAAAGGGUAAGUAUAGGCCAAGAGAUGCUUAUAAAUCCAAGCCUGUUGUUUCUUGAUGAACCAACAUCAGGCCUUGACUCGACAACGGCUCAACGGAUUGUAUCAACACUGAGGGAGCUGGCUAAUGGAGGAAGGACGGUUUUGAUGACGAUACACCAGCCAUCGAGUAGUAUAUUUUACAUGUUUCACAAGGUGUUGUUGCUAUCAGAAGGUCAUCUUUUGUAUUUUGGUAAGGUAGCAGAGUCCAUGGAUUACUUUGCUCAUAUCGGAUAUUCCCCAUCAGUUACCAUGAAUCCUUCUGAUUUCUUGUUAGAUCUUGCGAAUGGCGUUUUAUCAUAUGAUGGCCGGGAGGCUGAAGCUGUAGUUAAGCAGACUCUGGUUUCGGCUUUUAGAACCAAUCUAGCUGACAGAUUGAAGGCAGAGCUUCGUGAAAUCAGCGGAGAAGUUCGUGAAGGUUUAGAAGACAAGCAGUCCACAAAGUGGACCACAACAUGGUGGCAACAGUUUUCAGUGUUGUUUAGAAGAGGGGUGAAAGAAAGGAAGCAUGAGACCUUCGACACCCUCACAGUUGUGCAGGUACUACUGGUAGCUUUCCUUUCAGGUUUACUAUGGUGGCAAUCUGGCAUUGCUCACAUACAAGAACAGAUGGGGCUUCUCUUCUUCUACUCAGGAUUUUGGGGCUUCUUACCUAUGUUAGAAGCCAUUUACACUUUCCCCCAAGAAUGCAUGAUGCUGGAAAAGGAAAGAUCUUCAGGGAUGUAUAGGCUGUCAUCAUAUUUCAUAGCGAGGACCGUGGGUGACUUACCCAUGGUGCUUGUCCUCCCCACAGUUUUCGUUACCAUAACCUACUGGAUGGGAGGGCUCAAACCCACAGCUGGAAACUUCUUGGAAACCCUAUCUGUUCUCCUAUUACAUGUGCUAGUCUCUCAAAGCCUAGGACUUGCCAUUGGUGCUCUGAUAAUGGACCAAAAAUCUGCCACUAUACUGGGAACAGUGACCUUGCUUUUGUUCACUCUAGUUAGUGGAUACUAUGUUCAGAAGCUGGCUUCCUUCAUAGCUUGGUUUAAGUACAUGUCUAUCCAUCAGUACACAUAUAAGCUGUUGUUGGGGUCACAGUAUAAGCCCAGUGACACGUACCCUUGCGCUACCACUGGCACUUGCUUGGUUGGGGAGUUGCCUUCUAUAAAGCUUGUUGGUCUUGAUGGGCAACUCAUCUCUGUGGUUACUUUGGCUAUGAUGCUUUUGAGUUACAGGUUCAUUGCUUAUAUUUCUCUAAUGAGGAUCGGAAGGACAAACAAAUAG
Molecule: messenger RNA, 1854 nt
Organism: Cornus florida
Lineage: Eukaryota; Viridiplantae; Streptophyta; Magnoliopsida; Cornales; Cornaceae
Product: ABC transporter G family member 9-like
Exons: 4
Coding region: 1-1854 (617 amino acids)
Cellular component (GO): membrane
Molecular function (GO): ABC-type transporter activity; ATP binding; ATP hydrolysis activity
Source: RefSeq, a predicted model, not a curated record